UUUUUCUCUGUCUUUUUCUUUUCUUUUGCCCCCCAUAGAAUUAAAAACUGUUAGGAGAGAAGCUGUAGGCAGCAUGGAAAUAUUGCAGCAGCACUUUUACUGCAGGACGACUCUGCACCUUCUUGUCUCCUUUCUGCUUCUGUUGUUUGCGCUGAAAGCUCUGGUUCAUCUAUGGUGGAGACCCAGAAGAAUUGAGAAGCACUUCGCGAAGCAGGGAAUCAAGGGACCGCCCUACCAUUUCUUUGUAGGGAACAUGAAGGAGCUUGUGGGGUUGAUGCUGAAGGCCUCCUCUCAGCCCAUGCCUCUCUUCUCCCACAACAUUCUCCCCAGAGCUCUCUCCUUCUACCACCACUGGAAGAAAAUCUAUGGUGCUAACUUUCUUAUAUGGUUUGGACCGACUCCUCGGCUGACGGUGGCAGAUCCAGUCCUGAUUCGAGAAAUCUUCACUUCUGAGUAUUAUGAAAAGUAUGAAGCGCACCCACUGGUGAGGAAGCUUGAAGGUGACGGCUUGAUAAAUCUCAAAGGGGAAAAAUGGGCUUAUCACAGAAAGAUCAUCUCUCCAACAUUUCACAUGGAAAACCUCAAUUUAAUGAUACCGGUGAUGGCCAGAAGCGUGAACGAAAUGCUGGGGAAGUGGUCGGCAAUGGCGGAUUCCGGCAAGCCGGAAAUCGAUGUUUCCGACUCUUUCCAGACUUUGACCGAAGAAGUGGUCACGCGAACUGCUUUCGGAAGCAGCUACGAAGACGGGAGGGCGAUUUUCAGAUUACAAGCACAGCAAAUGGUUUUCGCCACCGAGUCCUUCCAAAAAGUCUUCAUCCCUGGUUACAGAUAUUUGCCAACAAAGAAGAACCGGAGGUCUUGGAAAUUGGACAAAGAAAUACGGAAGUCAUUGGUGGAGCUGAUAGACAGGAGGAGGGAGAUCAGUUCAGGGAAAGGGGAGAGUGACGUGGCGGAAGCGUGGCCGAAGGAUUUGUUGGAGCUGAUGAUAAGAGCAAAUCUGAGAGAGACGGAGAAUAAGGGAACGGAGGCGGAGAAGGCAUCGUCCAUGAUUUCCGUCAACGACAUUGUGGAGGAGUGCAAGGGAUUUUUCUUCGCCGGCAAACAUACGACGUCGAAUUUGCUGACGUGGGCGACCAUUCUCCUCGCGAUGCAUCCUCACUGGCAGCAUUUGGCACGUGACGAAGUCCUGCGAGUGUGUGGGACACGUGAUCUCCCAACUAAAGAUGAUGUGGCCAAGCUCCGAACGCUGGGUAUGAUCCUGAAUGAGUCACUUCGAUUAUACCCUCCUGCCGUCGCAACAAUCAGACGGCCCAAAGUCGAUGUGCAACUGGGAGGAUGCAAGAUCCCUCAAGGGACCGAGCUGCUCAUACCAAUCCUGGCCAUACAUCACGACACAACACUUUGGGGCCAAGAUGCAAAUGAGUUCAACCCGACCCGAUUUGCCCAAGGCGUGGGUCGAGCUGCAAAGCAUCCAACCGCAUUCUUGCCAUUCGGGCUUGGGGCCCGUAGAUGCAUCGGGCAGAACCUCGCGAUUUUGCAGGCAAAGUUAGCAAUGGCCAUGAUUUUGCGGCGCUUCUCCUUCGAUCUCGCACCAAGCUAUCAACACGCACCAACAGUCCUAAUGCUCCUUCAGCCACAAUACGGCGCACCCAUCAUCCUUCGCAAACUCUCGGACCCCACCAGGCCCCAAGAUCAAGGGUCAUGAGUUCGGCAUUGCAGCAACGUACCCAUCUCUUCCAUGUGCAUUGAUGUACGCAAUAUUUCUUCGUCUUUGUAAAAAAAUAGCUGUGCCCUUAGUCCUUCCUUCAAUUUUCCAAUACAAAGUGUAAAAAUAGGCAGACCACUGUUCGCUUUGUUAGCACCUCAACCCCUCACCCAUUUUCCUUGUGUUUGUUUUUACUUCUUUUAAUCCUCUCUCAAGAUUUUUUAUUUUGCGUUUUAUGUAAAUACAGGUAGUUCUUGGUUAUAAAAUUUUUUAAUAUUCUACAUUUAUU
Malania oleifera is the source of this 1994-nucleotide messenger RNA. Its product is annotated as cytochrome P450 734A1-like. NCBI's taxonomy places the organism in Eukaryota, Viridiplantae, Streptophyta, Magnoliopsida, Santalales, Ximeniaceae. Bases 74 to 1705 code for a protein of 543 amino acids. Gene Ontology annotation, molecular function: monooxygenase activity; oxidoreductase activity, acting on paired donors, with incorporation or reduction of molecular oxygen; iron ion binding. The record is from RefSeq and is a predicted model, not a curated record. Gene Ontology annotation, biological process: brassinosteroid homeostasis; brassinosteroid metabolic process. The transcript is spliced from 5 exons.